Messenger RNA from Molossus molossus (Pallas's mastiff bat), 360 nucleotides. Its product is annotated as 60S ribosomal protein L31-like. Gene Ontology annotation, molecular function: structural constituent of ribosome. The record is from RefSeq and is a predicted model, not a curated record. Gene Ontology annotation, cellular component: cytosolic large ribosomal subunit; ribosome. The transcript has a single exon. NCBI's taxonomy places the organism in Eukaryota, Metazoa, Chordata, Mammalia, Chiroptera, Molossidae. Gene Ontology annotation, biological process: cytoplasmic translation.
AUGGCUUCUGCAAAGAAGGGUGGCGAGAAGAAGGUCUGUUUUGCCAUCAAUGAGGUAGUGACCAGAGACUAUACUACCAACAUUCACAAAUGCAUCCAUGGAAUGUGAUUUAAGUAACAUGACCUUCGAAUACUCAAAGAGAUCUGUAAAUUUGCCAUGAAGGAGAUGGGAACUCCAAAUGUAUGCACUGAUUCCAGGCUCAACAAAAUUGUCUGGACCAAAGAAAUAAGGAAUUUCUCACACUGUAACUGGGUGCAGUUGUCAAGAAAACAUAAUGAGGAUGGAGAUUCACCAAACAAGCUCUAUAUGUUGGUUUGCUAUAUACCAGUCACCACUUUUAAAAAUAAACAAUUAAUAUAG